Messenger RNA from Trichophyton rubrum CBS 118892, 1431 nucleotides. RefSeq lists its product as uncharacterized. The record is from RefSeq and is a predicted model, not a curated record. NCBI's taxonomy places the organism in Eukaryota, Fungi, Ascomycota, Eurotiomycetes, Onygenales, Arthrodermataceae. Bases 1 to 1431 code for a protein of 476 amino acids. The transcript has 3 exons.
AUGACUACACAAUAUGAUAAAUCUGAGUAUUAUGGCAAACUCAGUGGUAAAAUAACUACUGAUGACUGGGAUAUCCUUGUGUCAUAUACACGGGAAAAGCUGAACCACCUCCUGGACAAAACCUGGGGCUCGAAGCCACUGCUCCAGAAUGUCAAGUUCACGAGCAAGCCAUAUAUUCCAGGGGUCGAUCUUACGGAGGAUUACACCUUCGCCCUGGCCUCUCCAGUACUGAACUUUGGGUACCUGGAUGGGAACCCAAGGGCAUUUCUAAAAAUGGGGUUUUCUGGAUCUGUAACCAGCACCGUUAAGCCUAACCCGCCAGUAACUACUCCAAUCCCGGCGGAUGUCUAUUUCUUACAAAUAGGCGUCCCCCUUGCAUCUUUCAGCGCUGAGGAAGACAAGUUCUAUCAAGGCAAGGACGUGGUGGAAUUCAAACCUAGCCAGGAAGCCGAGCACCAUAUAGUCUUUCAUUUCCACAACGAAGAUGCCACGACCUGGGAUUUCACUGCCGACACAUCUAAACCUCAUCCGCUACUGGAAAACCUUCUAAAGGCUAAAGGGGAUAUCGCUACUUGGUUCGGCUCCCAGUCACACGUAGCAUGGGUCGACUACGCUGUCAAUAAAAUAUCCAGCAAAAAGGAUCCCACUUCCGUCCUCCUCCGCCCAAAGUCGUAUAAAUUUGUAAUCGCAGAAGAGACCCUAUGCGUGUUUAUCCAGACCGAAGGCAGCGGGAAUCCGCAAGGGAACACCCAAGAUACCCGGUUCGGCCGGAAGUACGACCACUUCGACUUCAGUCCAAUCCCGAAGGAAUACACAGGUACCAUUAUCGUCUCAAGAGAUGUGUUUUUUCGAAAAUUUAUAUGGAAGCAGAUCGAAAGUGUUCUCCCCGGUGGUGUGAUCGAAAAGACCGCAGAAGCCGGCGCAAAGCUGGAAUUGCGUCCUACGGGUCUUUUGAACUCUGGAGGAAGUGCUUGGAUUGGCCAGUGGUUUUGUACCCUUGAAUCCAGCAAGAUCGAUUGUACCGAUCAUCCUCUUAUCAUUGAAUUUUUCGAUGAAUCUCCGUUUGACAAGCCGAAAUAUAAAUGGUCAUGGACAUUCUCGGGCAAGUUUCCCUUUAUCGAGAACGAUAAAACCAUACACAUCACUUUAUCAUGCGAAAUCCCAACGAAAACCAAAACCCUUGCAACUGUUGAGGGUGACACGAUGAAGUUCACCCUUGCGUUUGAAUCUGCGGAUCAACCUCCUACCAAGUCCGAUAUAGACAUCAGUCCAAUAAAGGCAGAAAUUAACUUGCCAACGUUCACCGUCGACUUGCCUGAAUUAAACUUCUUCUCAACCCAAAAUAUAUUUGCUCCGGGGGAGAGGUUUAUCCAAGUCUCCGAUCUUAUGUUUCCCUCUGAUCUGGUUCUCUGCGGCAAUAUGCCCAGCUGA